Molecule: messenger RNA, 2145 nt
Organism: Odocoileus virginianus texanus
Lineage: Eukaryota; Metazoa; Chordata; Mammalia; Artiodactyla; Cervidae
Gene: JTB
Product: jumping translocation breakpoint
Biological process (GO): mitotic cytokinesis
Cellular component (GO): midbody; spindle; cytoplasm
Source: RefSeq, a predicted model, not a curated record
GGAAUUCUUCAAGCAAGAACAUUGGCAUAGGUUGCCAUUUCCUUCUCCAGGGGAACUUCCUGACCCAGGGAUUCUUCCCGACCCACAUUUUGCCAAGGUUUGACUUCACCGGGAUGGAAAACAGGCACAAAUCUGUGGUCUGGGAGUUAAAAGUCUGGGCUUAGGUCUCAGCUCUCCUACUAGCUGUAUGAUCUUGGACAAGUAACAGACUGAGCUUAUUCAUUAAACAGGGACAAUACCAACUGACUCCUCAGGAUUACAGAAGAGAAUCGAAAUGAGCUAAACCUUAAAUUCAAAGUAUGAUAGAAAUGUGAGGCAAUAGAAGAGAACAAAGUAUUUUAAUGAAUAUUUCCUUUGCGUCUUUCAGUCCCAUGGACAUGUAGCCUGGUGGGCUACAUGUGGUCGCAAAGAGUCGGAUACGACUUAGCGACUAAACAACAACAACAAGGUCCCAUCCGAGUAGAACUGAGUGGGAGCCCAGAGACAGGGGAAGCCUUCACAUUCACAAAGUUUCGGAUAUUGCUGCCCCUUGAGGGAGGAGAAAGUAACAGUUUUGCCUUCAUCUCUGGAACGCCAACCGAGCUUCUCCCCUUGAUCAUCGCUCAAAAUGGGAAUGGGGAGGAGAGUCAGAAAAUCGGAUGCUUAAUUGUGAGUCCUCGGGUUUUAAGGAGAGAGGAAAGUCCUGAGAGGGCGAAGUAUCGUUCCUUUUCAUGUCUCGCCGUUGCCCACAGGGGCAAACAGGUGACAGCCCAGGAAGCUACAGCAACGCACGAAAGUCUGACAGCCGCCAUUUUCUCCGUUCCCGCAAAAAAACUACCAAGACCAGAAUGCAACGGUGGGCCAAGCCAAAGGGUCGCAACGCGCCGCACGAGUGCAGGGAGAUCCAACUCCCAGGGAGCAGCGGGCGGAAGACUACGAGGCCCAUCAAGCCAGCAGCGGACCUCCACCUCCCAUCACUGGCCUAGCUCUGGGAACGGGCCCGCGCCCAGGAGCCUCCGCGCGCAACAUGGCCGCACCGGGAGCGGAAGCGGAGCAGAGGGAAUGCUAGGGCCGUACGCCUCCUCGGCCUUUCGCCAGGACCGUAUCGAAGAAGGAAGCUCACGGUCCUACCCAACAAAUGCGUGUUGCCUUUUCUCGCCGUGGCCAUGGGGGCGUACUGACAGAGCCUUUAAUCUGAUAGGCAACUCCAGCAUUUCGCAGCCCUGAGUUGGAACCCUUCGGAGGACUGCCGUGUAAGCGCGGACUCUGCGUUCCGACCGAGGCACGAGGCCAGUGAGGCAGGUCCCUCUGUCCCGAUAGGUGCGACACAGCACUCCAUGCCUGCGGGCGCGGGGAGGCGUGGCCUCCCCCAGGGCCACCACCUCUGCUGGUUGCUCUGCGCUUUCACUUUAAGGCUCUGCCAAGCAGAGGCUCCCGUGCGGGAAGAGAAGCUGUCAGUGAGCACCUCAAAUUUGCCGUGCUGGCUGGUGGAAGAGUUUGUGGUGGCAGAAGAGUGUGCUCCAUGCUCUAAUUUCCAGGCUAAAACCACCCCUGAGUGUGGUUCCACAGGAUAUGUGGAGAAAAUAACAUGCAGCUCAUCUCAGAGGAGUGAGUUCAAAAGCUGCCGCUCAGCUCUGAUGGAACAACGCUUAUUCUGGAAAUUUGAAGGGACUGUCAUAGGUCUGGCCUUGGUCUUUGCUUGCCUUGUCAUCGUUCGUCAGCGACAACUGGACAGAAAGGCUUUGGAAAAGGUCCGGAAGCAAAUUGAGUCCAUAUAGCUACUUUCUCUCCUUUCACCUGGGUCUUAGAAACCCUGCCUCAAACAGAAGGUAGAAUAAACUGACUUGCGCCCCUGGUUCUCUGGAACCUUGCGGUAGCACCCCCUUUCACUCCUCCAUCUAAAUAAUUAAUGAGCAGAAUAAAAAGAGUAAAAUCAUUUCCUUCCCUAUCUAUAAUUUGGUUUGGGGCAGGAAAUCAUGGGGGGACAGAGAGGGAAAGGGGGUAGUGAUUUUAGGCCCCAGUUUACCAGGUACCUAUCUUCCUCCUCUUCCACUACUUACUUAAAACUGUCAGCAUAUAGUUUUACCAAAAAAAGUUUAUUUCUUAGCCAAAACAUCAGUUUCCCUUUAACCCUGUCCUCAAAGAAAUAAAAUCACAGAUACAUGA